Molecule: messenger RNA, 2055 nt
Organism: Eremothecium sinecaudum
Lineage: Eukaryota; Fungi; Ascomycota; Saccharomycetes; Saccharomycetales; Saccharomycetaceae
Gene: NCL1
Product: tRNA (cytosine-C5-)-methyltransferase
Exons: 1
Coding region: 1-2055 (684 amino acids)
Biological process (GO): tRNA methylation
Cellular component (GO): nucleus; cytoplasm
Molecular function (GO): tRNA (cytidine-N5)-methyltransferase activity; tRNA binding
Source: RefSeq, a predicted model, not a curated record
AUGGCGAGGAGAAGAAACAAUCGCAAAGGAGGCAAGAAGGUCUUCGGUGCGCGCGAUGACUCUAAUGCACAAAAAAACUGGACAGAACUUGUAAAAGAGAACGAGCAAUGGGAAAAAUACUACAAACAUCUCGGACUAAUUCCAGAAGAAGAAUGGGAUGCGUUCAAGAAAACCUGUCAAAACCAGUUGCCCUUGACUUUUAGAAUUACAGGAUCGCGGAGACAUGCACACGAAGUCUUAGCGUUAUUUGAGAAGGAUCAUUUACCAAACUUGACUGAUGUUGAAUGGGAAGGUGAGAAGAUAGAAGCUCCAAAAUCGCUACCUUGGUACCCAAAUCAUAUGGCAUGGCAACUAGAUGUUUCCAAAGGUGUCAUUCGUAAAAAUGAGCAAUUUGCAAAGAUGCAAAGAUUUUUGGUUGUUGAGAAUGCCGUUGGUAACAUAUCUAGACAAGAAGCGGUGUCAAUGAUUCCACCUCUUGUGUUAGAGGUAGAACCACAUCACUCAGUUUUGGAUAUGUGUGCUGCUCCAGGUUCUAAGACUGCGCAAUUGAUUGAAGCAUUACAUGUUGGUGGUGCAGAGGCAUCUGGGUUUGUCGUUGCUAACGACGCCGACUAUCGUAGAUCCCAUAUGUUAGUUCAUCAAUUAAAGAGAUUAAACUCUCCAAACUUGAUUGUUGUUAACCAUGAUGCUCAAUUUUUCCCUCGUAUUAAACUUUCCGAGGAUAAGAAUGAAUUUUUAAAAUUUGAUAGAGUUCUGUGUGAUGUUCCGUGUUCUGGAGACGGUACAAUGAGAAAGAAUAUAAAUGUUUGGAAGGACUGGGGUACUGCUUCUGGCCUUGGAUUACAUACUGUGCAAUUAAACAUCUUAAAUAGAGGUUUGAAUUUGCUUAAAGACGGUGGUCGGUUGGUUUAUUCCACAUGUUCUUUGAAUCCUAUUGAAAAUGAGGCUGUUGUUGCUGCUGCUCUUAGAAAAUGGGGUGACAAGAUUAAAUUGGUUGACUGUAGCGAAAAGCUUCCAGGCUUAAUAAGGUCUCAAGGCGUUACAAACUGGCCAGUUUACGACAAGACGUUUAACAUCCAAGAAAGUGAUAACAUUGAUACGGUCACCAGUUGGUUCCCACCAACAGAAGAAGAAGUUAAAAUAUUUAAUUUGGAUCGCUGCAUCAGAGUUUACCCUCAUCAACAAAAUACAGGAGGAUUCUUCAUUACAGUUUUUGAAAAAUCCGGUGGAGAGCCUCUUGCUGCUAACCAAGAAAAGACUGAAGAACCGGAGGUGAAGAAGUUCAAGUCUGAGAUCACAGUUCAAAAGAAAGAAAAACUUCCAAGAGAUGCGAAUGAGGAACCUUUCGUCUUUAUCGAUCCAGAUCACCCCGAAUUAGCCAAAUGUUGGUCAUUUUAUGGGAUCAAUGACAAUUUUGACAAGAAAGCCUGUUUAGUCCGUAACGCAACUGGUGAGCCAACAAGAGUUGUUUAUCAUGUGGCUACUCCAUUCAGGCAUUUGAUUCAAGCAAAUCAAGAUAGACUCAAGAUUGUAUAUUCCGGUGUUAAAUUAUUUGUUUCACAAAAAAGCGACAUUGGAUGUGCUUGGAGAAUCCAAAGUGAAGCACUUCCAAUUGUUAAACAUUACAUGAAUGACAACAGGGUUAUUGAUGGUAAUUUAGAAAUUUUCAAGAUUUUGUUGACGGAGGCCUUCCCUAAAUUCGAGGAAAUGCAGGAAUCGCACGCUGAUGAUGCGUUUGUUAACAAGUUGAAAGAGUUUACUUCUGGCUGUGCUUUCAUCCGUAUUAACCGUGGUGAAGAAAAAGAGCAGCUGUUCUUCCCUAUAUGGAAUGGAAGUAAGUGUGUCAAUUUAAUGGUUUGUAAGGAAGAUAGCCAGGAGUUAUUGUACAGAGUCUUCGGGAUUGAAACUACUAGCAGUCACAAUCCUAAAGCUAUUUCUCAAGCAAAGGCAAAAGAAUCUGUCACACCAGAAGCAGCGGCUACCGAUGAAAUCACUCCUGAAACUUCUAAUACUGAAGUUGACUUAUCUGAAUCUACUGCUACUGAGGCAGCAUAA